GUGCUAUGAGGGAUGCGCUGCCGGAAGCGCACGCUGCUGGUGCUGGCCCUGUGCCUGCCGCUCGGUCUGUGGCUGUUGUUCCGGGCCUCCGUGUCCGGCCUAGGCCUCCCUCCUUCCCUCCCCACCGUCAGCUGCACCGCCAGCUUCAACGCCUCCGCCUGGUUCAGCGCGCGCUACGAUGCGGCCGUGGGGCCUCUGCUGACCGGCCCGGCCCACGAGCUCUCUCCGGACGUGGUUCGCUGGUGGCUGACCCUGCAGGGCUCCCCCGGCAUCGCCCCGCUCCAGGCCAUCAUCCAGAAGCUCUUUGCUGUCCUCCCGGCCCCGAAUGGCAGUGUGUGGGACCCGUCGCGCUGCAGGACGUGUGCCGUGGUGGGCAACUCGGGGCGGCUGAAAGGGUCCCGCCACGGCCCGCAGAUUGAUGCCCACCAUUGGGUGCUGAGGAUGAACAGAGCUAAGACAGCGGGCUUUGAGGUGGAUGUCGGUGCGAGGACGACCCAUCACUUCAUGUACCCAGAGAGUGCGAUGAACCUCUGGCCUGGCAUCCACCUUGUCCUCGUUCCCUUUAAGCCACUGGAUCUGAAGUGGGUGACCAGCGCCUUCUCCACAGGAGAGCUCACACACACCUACACAAGAGUGAAGCAGUUCAUCAAAGCUGACAGAAGCAAGGUGCUGAUCCUGAGCCCAGCCUUCCUCAAGUACAUCCAUGAGAACUGGACAGAGCACCACGGCAGGUAUCCCUCCACCGGCUUCACAGCGCUGCUCUUCGCCUUGCAUGCCUGCCAGCAGGUCUCCGUGUUUGGCUUUGGGGCCGACAGCAAAGGGAACUGGCAUCACUACUGGGAAGAAAACCGCUGGUCUGGAGCCUUCCGCAGGACAAGGGUCCACGAUGCUGAUGUCGAAUUCAGCCUCAUCCAGAGACUGGCAGCUGAAGGCAGAAUAUUGUUCUAUCAAUGACACGCACUCAAGAAACGAGGCCAAGCCAUUUGCACAAGAACUGGCAGCUGCAGCAGCUCUUUAGCUUGCUUCUGCCCCUCGCUGGCCGGGGCAGCCUACGCUUGGCGUGUGCUGUGCUGGUCCCACCAGCUCGGCACGGCAGACAGCAAUGAGCAUGAAUGGCAGUAGAGCUCUGCUAAGCCUGGGAGAUGCCUGCUGCAGGUCCUGGUCUUCUCCAAAGAGGACACGGAGGGGCAGGAGUGGGGCUAAACCCGUGCUUUCAGAGCCCACAGUUGAGGCGUUACACAGCAGAGCGGCUGUAACUGGACAGUGUGCACACAGCCAGCUGCCGAUGCAGCUCUCAGGGAAUGGAGCUGAGAUUUACACCCUCUGAUGGCACAUGGGGAGAUUCACUGCUGUGCUUUGGGCAGACAGAGAGUCUUUCCAGAGCUAAGGAAUAUAUUUUUAUAUUGUACCAAAGGAGAAUAAGAAACAAGAAAAUGAAGUGCUCUAAGAACACAGCAGAAAUGAGUACAGCUGAAAUGGUAUGUCAAAUAAACUUUGAUAGCACAUACAAAUCUACUGCUUUGU
Meleagris gallopavo (turkey) is the source of this 1524-nucleotide messenger RNA. RefSeq names its product CMP-N-acetylneuraminate-beta-galactosamide-alpha-2,3-sialyltransferase 2-like. Lineage: Eukaryota; Metazoa; Chordata; Aves; Galliformes; Phasianidae. Gene Ontology annotation, molecular function: beta-galactoside (CMP) alpha-2,3-sialyltransferase activity. The record is from RefSeq and is a predicted model, not a curated record. Gene Ontology annotation, cellular component: membrane. Gene Ontology annotation, biological process: sialylation.